AUGCCUGACGACAACUCUAAAGCUCAACCAUCCACUAAACCUCAAUGCAGUAAAGAAACAGCAUCAUCCUCUCAACCCACUACUUCAGGAAGUGGCAUUCUCAGCAGAAUGAUCCAAAGUCUUGCCAAAAUUGCUGAUCCCAGAAAUGGCGUUCCUGGUGAUCCGGAUGGUACGAUGAUUGCUGAAUACUAUACUGUACACGAGCGAAUGAGAAUCACCGAUCAACCGAUAGUAGGUGAUCAGUAA
This is a messenger RNA of Kwoniella botswanensis, 246 nucleotides long. RefSeq lists its product as uncharacterized. Lineage: Eukaryota; Fungi; Basidiomycota; Tremellomycetes; Tremellales; Cryptococcaceae. The transcript has 2 exons. The record is from RefSeq and is a predicted model, not a curated record. Bases 1 to 246 code for a protein of 81 amino acids.